CAACAUCUAUACAGUCGAGCUUCAUCUGCCUCUGCCGAACGGUUUGCGCUGCGGCUGCGCUCAGAACUCGUGUGCGCGUCAACGCGAAAGCAUCUGCAGAGCGCCUCUAAAAAAUAGUACCAAAGUACCAGAGAUACAGAAGCAGCUAAAAGAUACAUCAAAAUACACAACGCAAAGUGCCAGAAGGAAACUGCAGCCAAAAAAUAAACAAAAACAACAAGCAAACACUUCUUGGUGCAUCAAAUAUAGUUUUUUUUUGCGUUCAACGAAAAUCCAAAUAUUGGAUAUCAUCUCCGAAUAUCCAUCGAAAAGUCAGUGAUUUUUUUUCAACCAAAGAACUGUGAUUAGAUCCAUCAACGGAUCGAAAGCACACGAAAGUGACACCCAAAAUAAACAAAACAAAAAAGUGCAUACAAAACCGAAACCGAAACCGAAACCAAAACUAAAUCGAAAUCGGAAUCUAGAGAUUAGUGUUAAAAAAAGAAAAGAUCUAAAAGAGUGGCGUGUACCCCCGUUCCCGCUGCCGUUCCAGUCUAGGCCCAAAGCGGGAAAUGCCGCCGCAACUACGAAAAUAAUCAGCAAAGCACCACUGAAAGUCGAGACCCAAAUCGACUAGAACCCACUCCGAUCUCAGCAAUCGCAGCAAUCAGCCGAGUAAAAACCAGCAAAAUGUUGGCAGCAGCACAGCAACAGCAACCGCAGCAGCCAACCCAGCAGCCACACAGCACGGCCACGGUCAGCGCCGCCGCCACGCAGUCAGCGAUGGAGCGUCAGCGCCGCGAGUCCACCACAUCGGAGUCCUCGCUGGAGCAUCUCGACCUCGGCCGCACACCAAAGAAGCUGAGCAGCAGCAGCGGCCCACAGCCCACAUCGACGCCACACGACACGGCCCCGACAUCGUCGCGCAAGCGCAAGCUGCGACAGCACCAGCAACAGCAUCAGCAGCAGCAGCAGCAGGAUCUGCUUAGCGACGACGAGGAGGAGGAGGAGGGGCCACGUGCACUGGAGGAGACGGUGGCUGUGCAGCGGCCGCGCCACAAGCAGCGACGCAAUGCGCCCUCCUCGGCGGCGGCCAGCGCCAGCAUCGUGAUGGACUACAGUGCCGGCGACGCCAGCUCGCUGCGCAAGAAGUUCCGACUGAACCGCAGCGCCGCUGCCGCUAACGGCGACCUCUCGGAGUCCGGAUUCGUGGACGCCAGCAGCUACAGCAGCAGUCAUGCAGCCGCGGCCGCCGUCUCUGCUGCAGCGCAGCAGGCGUCGAAUGCCUCCAGCAGCAGCAGCAGUAAUAGCAGCGGUAGUGGCAGCGGCAGCGCCAGCGGCAGCGGCAGCUCGGGCGCCUCUUCGCCGGAGGGCCUGAGCCUGUCCAGCGGCGAGUCCGGCAUCGGGGCCGGCGACGAGCACAUGAAGUACCUCUGCCCCAUCUGCGAGGUGGUCUCGGCCACGCCCCACGAGUUCACCAACCACAUCAGGUGCCACAACUACGCCAACGGCGACACCGAGAACUACACGUGUCGCAUCUGCUCCAAGGUGCUCUCUUCGGCCUCGUCGCUGGACAGACACGUGCUGGUGCACACUGGCGAGCGUCCGUUCAACUGCCGCUACUGCCACCUGACCUUCACCACCAACGGCAACAUGCACCGCCACAUGCGCACCCACAAGCAGCACCAGUCGACGACGCAGCAGAGCGCCUCUCUGUCGCAGUCGCAGUCGCAGUCACAGUCGCAGUCGCAGCAGCAGCGACGCCUCUCACAGCAGCAGCAGCAGCAGCAGCAACAGUCGCAGUCGCAGUCGCAGCUGUCGCUGGGUGGGCAUACGGGACGUGCGGAGAGCUACGAGAGUGAUGCCAGCUGCUCCACGGAUGUGUCCAGUGCACACAGCCAUGCCCACAGCCAUGGGAGCAGUAACGCCCACACCAACACCACCAACAACAACAACAACAACAAUCCUCACAAAGCGAACAACAACCACAAGGAGCUGCAGCAGAUCAAGCAGCGUCGCCCCAAGACCACCAUCAACAACAACAACAUCAUCGACGAUGGCUGCCAGGCAGGAGCGGAGGAGGAGGAGGAGGAGCAUCUGGAGGAGCAGCAGCAGCAGCAGCAGCAGCAGCCGAGGAUGAAGGAGGAGCAUCCCGAUCCAGACACCGAUGAGGAUAUGGCCAUGCCGCUAUCCAUUACGAGCACCCCGGAUGUGGCCACCCUCCUGGCCGGAGUCAACGCAUCCUCGCGGGCUGCCUCGCGCUCCCGCUCCAGCUCCCCCGCCCCGGCCAUGCCCCUGCUGAGCUGCCCCGCGUGCGGCGCCUCCGACUUCGACACGCUGCCGGGGCUGUGCGCCCACCUGGAUGCCCGCCACUCGGACAUACCCGCCAAGUGCCGCGAGUGCGAGGUGAUCUUCGCCAGCCACCGCCAGCUGCAGGCGCACUGCUGCCGCGGCCUGGUGGGCGUGGAUCUGCCGCCGCUGCUGGGCGCCAGCAGCUCCCCGCUGCACCACGGCGAAGGGGAGAAUGAGAAUGAGGAGGAGGACGAGGACGAGGCCAGGACCGAGCGGGAGGCGGAGCAGGAGUUUUUCCAGCAGCUGUACCUCAAGGGCAAGGCAGCCGCCGCUGCCGCUGCCGCAGCCGCAGCUGCCGCCGGGGCAUCCACCUCGGCGCCGCCGUCGCCCAUCAAGCACGAGCCGGCGGACAGCAAGGAUCUGGCUGACAUCCAGAGCAUCCUGAACAUGACCAGCUCCAGCUGCACCUCCAGCUUCCUGCGCAACUUCGAGCAGUCGGUGAACACGCCCUGCUCCAGCCAGUACAGCCUCGACGGGCGCGACCAGGAGGAGGAGGCCCAGGACGUCUUCACCUCCGAGUUCCGGCGCAUGAAGCUGCGCGGCGAGUUCCCCUGCAAGCUCUGCGCCGCCGUUUUCCCCAACCUGCGCGCCCUCAAGGGCCACAACCGGGUGCAUCUCGGCUCCGUCGGCCCCUCCGGCCCCUUCCGCUGCAACAUGUGCCCCUACGCCGUCUGCGACAAGGCCGCCCUCGUGCGCCACAUGCGCACCCACAACGGGGAUCGGCCCUACGAGUGCGCCGUCUGCAACUACGCCUUCACCACGAAGGCCAACUGCGAGCGGCACCUGCGCAACCGGCACGGCAAGACCAGUCGCGAGGAUGUGAAGCGGGCCAUCGUCUACCAUCCGGCAGAGGACGCCAGCUGCGAGGACAGCAAGUCGCGGCUAGGCCUCGGCGACGAUCUGGCCGAUCUGAGCUUCCGCUCCGUCUCGCCACCACCGCCGCCGCCACCACCACCACCACCCACCGUGCCGAUCGCCGAGGGCGGCUCCCAGCUGAAGCACAUGCUCCUGGGAGAGCCCACAGCUGUAGCCGCAGGAAGCGCUGCAGUCGCCGGGCCCCCAUCCAAGAUCCAGGUGAAGAGCCUCGACCAGCUGGUGGACAAGAAGCAGCCUCCACCCACAGGCGGCAGCGGCAGCGGCAGCGGCACAGCCCUGGACUUUAGCAUGGAUGUGCUGGAUCUCAGCAAGAAGCCAACCGCCUCCGCCUCCGGUUCUGCUUGCGCCUCGGCCACAGCGACACCCUCAACGGUGCCGGAACUGUCCGCCGUCCUGGAGCAGCAGCAGCAGCAUCUCCUGCUCGCCCAGCAGCAGUUCUUUGGAGGAGCAGCAGCAGGAGGAGGAGCAGCAGCUGGAGGAGGAGCUGGAGCUGGAGCAGGCGAUGCCGCCUCCCAGUACAUGCAGCAGCUAUUCCGCAACCUCAUGUUCCAGUCACAGACGCCGGGCUUCCCGUUCUUUGGGUUCAUGGCCCCGCCGCCGCCCCAGGGCAGUGCCGAGAAGCAGCCGCCGCAGCUGAGUCCACCGUCGCGCAUGGGCAGCAUGCCGCUGCCGAUGCCGGUGGGCGUGGGCGUGGGUGUGCCCGUGCCGCCCGGCGGCCCCGUCAAGAUGGUCAUCAAGAACGGAGUGCUGAUGCCCAAGCAGAAGCAGCGCCGCUACCGCACCGAGCGGCCCUUCGCCUGCGAGCACUGCUCCGCGCGCUUCACCCUGCGCUCCAACAUGGAGCGGCACGUGAAGCAGCAGCACCCCCAGUUCUAUGCCCAGCGGCAGCGCAGCGGACACCACGUGAUGCGCGGACGCGGCGCCUCCAAUGCCGCCGCAGCUGUGGCCGCGGCCGCUGCCGCAGCGGCAGCCAUGAGCCAGGGCGGCUCGGGGGCGGGCCAUGUGCACGGCCAUGCCCCCAUCUCGGAGCAGGUGAAGUACGCCAUCCUGGCGCAGCAGCUGAAGGCGCACAAGAACACGGACCUGCUGCAGCAGGCGCUGGCCCAUGGCUCCAGCAGCGUGGCCGGGGCCAAUCCCCUCCUGCAGCACUUUGGCUACGGCCCACCACCACCACCCUCGCACUUGCACCCCCACUCCCACGCGCAGUCCCACGCCCACUCGCAGUCCCACUCCCACUCGCAGUCCCACUCCCACGCCCAGUCGUCCGGCUCGUCGCAUCUGGCGAAUGGCAUCCACAAUGGGGUUGGCCAGGCAACGGCGAGCGCCAUCGAUGAUGAUGAGCCCAAGCUGAUCAUUGACGAGGAUGAGGAUGAGGAUGGCGAGGGGGAUGUGGAGGAGUUCGAGGACGACGACGAAGAGGAGGAGGAGGAGGACGAGCACGAGGACGAGGAGCCAGAGGAGCCAGAGCCAAUGGAUGAGUCGGAGCAGGCGCAGGACGAGCCGAAAGAGGAGGAGCAGGAGCUGCCCAAGAAGCCCCUGGAGCAGUCGGCAUCGCCAGCCCCUGAGGCGGCCAAGAAGAUGGCCGACACCAUCCUCGAGCAGGCCAUCAAGGCGGGCAAGUCGGCGACGCCCACGGCCACGGCCACGCCCUCGACCUCGCCCUCCCCCGCGGCAUCGCCCAUCGAGAUCAAUGCCAUGCCAGAGCCGAGUCCACCGAAUCCCACGAUGAAGUCGAUGAUCGCCCAGGCCGAGUCGGUGGCCAAGUCGCUGAAGGAGGUGGCCAGCUCGCCGUUCAAGGACGAGUCGCAGGAUCUGGUGCCGGUGGCCAAGCUGGUGGACAACGCCACCAGCAGCCAGAUGAGCUUCAACAGCUACUUCCGGCCCAGCGACGUGGCCAACCACAUGGAGCAGAGCGACGAGGAGGGCCUCGUGGCCUCCGGCAGCGCCAGCGAGAGCAACAACUCCGGCACGGAGGACGUCACCAGCAGCAGCUCCGGCAGCGAGCCCAAGAAGAAGUCCGCCUACAGCCUGGCGCCCAACCGCGUCUCCUGCCCCUACUGCCAGCGCAUGUUCCCCUGGAGCAGCUCGCUGCGCCGCCACAUCCUCACCCACACCGGCCAGAAGCCCUUCAAGUGCUCCCACUGCCCCCUGCUCUUCACCACCAAGAGCAACUGCGACCGCCACCUGCUGCGCAAGCACGGCAACGUCGAGUCCGCCAUGUCCGUCUACGUGCCCACCGAGGACGUCAGCGAGCCGAUUCCCGUGCCCAAGUCCGUCGAGGAGAUCGAGCUGGAGGAGCAGCGUCGCCGGCAGGAGGCGGAGCGGGAGCGCGAGCGCGAGCGGGAGCGGGAGCUGGAGCGGGAGCGCGAGAAGCAGCUGGAGCUGGAGCUGGAGCGCGAGCGGGAGCUGGAGCGGGAGCGCGAAAAGGAGCGCCUGCUGCUCAUCCAGAAGCUGGCGGCACAAAUGAAUGCCGCUGCAGCCGCCGCCGCUGCGGCCUCUGCCUCUGCCUCGGCCUCGGCCUCGGGCGAUGCUGGCGCCGGCGGAGAUCUGCCGUACAAGUGCCACCUGUGCGAGGGCUCGUUCGCCGAGCGGCUGCACUGCCUCGAGCACAUCAAGCAGUCGCACGCCCACGACUUCGCCCUGCUCCUGGCCAAGGGAGCCAUCGAGCCGGAGGCAGGCACCGCCCGUCCGAGCGAGUCCAACCAGCAGCAGCAGAGCACUCCGGGUGCCGGCUCCGACGAUGAGGCGAGUGGCGGAGGGGCGCGCGGGGGCUCUGGCAAGUAUCCGGACUACAGCAACCGCAAGGUGAUCUGCGCCUUCUGCCUGCGCCGCUUCUGGUCCACCGAGGACCUGCGCCGCCACAUGCGCACCCACUCCGGCGAGCGGCCGUUCCAGUGCGAGAUUUGCCUGCGGAAGUUCACCCUGAAGCACAGCAUGCUGCGCCACAUGAAGAAGCACAGCGGACGCGCCCACAACGGCGACAAUCCGGGGUCCGACUGCUCCGACGACGAGCAGGUCGCCACUCCGCCACCCACCCCGGGACCCACUCCCACGUCAGCCACCCCCAACAACAACAACAGCUGCCAGAACAACAACAACAACAACAACAACAACAACAAUACGAACGGCAAGCUGGGUCUGCGCCUGCCGAAGCUGCACGAGCUGCUGGACAAGUCGAGCGAGUGGCGAGUGGCCAGCCGGCUGGGGGAGCACAAGGAGAAUAUCGGGGAGGCGGCGACGCCGCCAUCAGUGGCCGCCUCGGUGGCCAGCUCCGAUCUGAUUGGCAACCUGCUGGGCAUCAGCGACCAGGGCAUCCUGAACAAGCUGCUCUCCUCCGCCGACGAGGCGGCCAAGCUCCUGGGAGUGGAGAACAAGUAGAUUGGAGGAGGGUGGACGGUGGAGGGUGGAGGGUGGAGUCCCACCAAGCAGUAAGCAAUAACAAAAUUACUUAGCAUACAGUGAAACACCAGAAGAGGAAACAGCAGCAGCAGCAGCAGCAGCAGCAGCAGCAGCAAACCAUUUACCGCCUUACGUAUACCAAAGCUUAAAUAGUUUCAAAUAACAAUUAAUAUAAUGCAUAAACUAAUAAUAAUAGCAUCUGUAAUCGAUAUACUCUUAAAGAAUGUUCGUGCGCUCUUUUUUUUUGUAGUAAUUAAAUUUAAAUGUUUUUUUGUGGCAUUCCAUUGUUCAGUUAAGCGGUCCAACCGAAGGAUGUGGGCAGACAAGUUGCAAACAGAAAUCAAAACAAACAAAAACUAAAGCAAAAAGCUCGAGUGUAGGACCAAGAGGUUUAUUUUAUUCUAUUUUUUUUUGUAUUCUGAUAAGAGCUUAGAGGAUAAGUAAUGAUUGAUUGAUUGAUUGAUUGAUGGAUUGAUUGAUUAGCUGCAAUGAAACAACGAAACAUUUUUACAUGACAUGAUGAAACAAACGAAAAGACUUGAAGGCAAAGAAGACAAAACCAGAGGCGAUACUACUACAAAUACAACCACACACACACACACACAAACACACACACACA
Drosophila subobscura is the source of this 7225-nucleotide messenger RNA. It is a transcript of the gene peb, whose product is annotated as homeotic protein spalt-major. Gene Ontology annotation, molecular function: RNA polymerase II cis-regulatory region sequence-specific DNA binding; DNA-binding transcription activator activity, RNA polymerase II-specific. The record is from RefSeq and is a predicted model, not a curated record. Gene Ontology annotation, biological process: regulation of transcription by RNA polymerase II. Lineage: Eukaryota; Metazoa; Arthropoda; Insecta; Diptera; Drosophilidae. Gene Ontology annotation, cellular component: nucleus.